Aplysia californica (California sea hare) is the source of this 1300-nucleotide messenger RNA. Its product is annotated as glycine receptor subunit alpha-2. The record is from RefSeq and is a predicted model, not a curated record. Lineage: Eukaryota; Metazoa; Mollusca; Gastropoda; Aplysiida; Aplysiidae. Gene Ontology annotation, cellular component: synapse; membrane; neuron projection. Gene Ontology annotation, molecular function: chloride channel activity; extracellular ligand-gated monoatomic ion channel activity; neurotransmitter receptor activity. Gene Ontology annotation, biological process: chloride transmembrane transport; signal transduction; regulation of membrane potential.
CCUCCCUUCCCCCUAUCAAUUACACCUUCAUCCUCUCUCCUCCCUUCUCACCUACCAACUACAUGUACAACACCCCCUUCCUUUCUCCUCCCUUCCUCAGUGGAGGCGGCAAAGAUCCAGGUCCAGCUGUAUGUCUCCAGCAUCGACGCUGUCAACGAGGCUAGCAUGGAUUUCACAGUCGGCAUUCUUCUCCAUCUACGAUGGACCGACUCUCGCUACGGAGAGUUCUCUAAGAAAAUGUUCGACAAGAACGGCUUCAGCAUGAUGGACUUUGACUCGGAGAACAUCAAGAACGUGUGGGUGCCUGACAUCUUCUUUCCCAACGAGAAGAAGGGCUACUUUCACGACAUCAUGAGCAAGAACCAGAUGAUGAGGCUGUACAGAGGAGGCGAGAUCCUCUAUAUCUCCAGUCAGUUACUCCGACCAGGAUGUCGUGUUCACCUGGAUGAACGCCUCAGAACCGUUUGUGACUGGCGGGGAGCUGGAGGCGAUGCCCGUCAAGUUAGCUGACGAGGUGGUUCUGCCUCAGUUUGAGGUGAAGGGGGUGGAGCCUACGUACUGUAACAUACAGUACCACCAGAAGAUGGGUAACCACAGCUGCCUCCAGGCAGACUUCCACAUGGAGAGGAACAUCGGCUUCUACAUCGUUCAGAUGUACAUCCCCAGCAUGCUCAUCGUCAUGUUGUCCUGGAUCUCCUUCUGGCUCACGGUCAACUCCGUGCCCGGCCGCAUCUCCCUGGGGCUACUCACGGUCCUCACAAUGACCACACAGAGCUCUAGUGUGAACGCCUCCCUGCCCCGAGUCUCCUACACAAAGGCCAUAGAUGUGUGGAUGUCGACGUGUCUCGUCUUUGUUUUCGCGGCUCUGCUGGAGUUUGCUGUGGUCAACGUACUGAGCAGGAAGGAUUCCAUCCGGGGGUUCUCGCUCAAACACGUCUUUACGGUACCCAAGGAGCUACUGGGAGGCAAUGACGUGGCCGAGGUGACGGUACCCCUGGACGGGUUCAACAACCCUCCCAAGAAGCGCCGGUUCAUGGAGCGAGGCAUCGUCUACGCCAUGUACGUGGACAUCGCCGCACGCAUCUUCUUCCCCCUCUGCUUCAUCAUCUUCAUCGUCAUCUACUGGCUCUAUUACGUCAACGCUUCCUAAAAACAGAGGACCUCCGCUGCCGUUCGGGGACUGCCCGGCUCUUGGCAAUGUUCCAGCGAGACUCACGCAUCGGAUUUUACUACGUUUUAUUUUACUUUAUUUUAUUUCAUUUUAUUUUUUUUUUAUUUUUAUUUUUUAUUUUUAUUCAUU